Messenger RNA from Salvelinus sp. IW2-2015, 2493 nucleotides. Its product is annotated as lipoprotein lipase-like. The record is from RefSeq and is a predicted model, not a curated record. Gene Ontology annotation, biological process: fatty acid biosynthetic process; very-low-density lipoprotein particle remodeling; triglyceride catabolic process. NCBI's taxonomy places the organism in Eukaryota, Metazoa, Chordata, Actinopteri, Salmoniformes, Salmonidae. Gene Ontology annotation, molecular function: lipoprotein lipase activity; apolipoprotein binding.
CACUUCAAGGUGGUUCAGAUAGCAAUACUGCGCGCCACAGAACGUACGGAAUCUCUUCUAACCGGUGGAAAAUUGUCACCAUUUUACAUUCGAUACAUUUUUUUAGGGUCUGUGAUUGCAAACUUGACAUUUCCCCAAAUAAGAAUUAUUAGGUUGAAAAGAAAUGAAAGGGUUGCAAGCGCAAUGUCUUUACUUUCUUGUGUUAAAUUCAGUAUUGUAUGUCUCGUCUUUGGAAGAGGACCACUACGUUCAUACCCUUGAUAAUUUAAUGGACAACUUCAAGGACUUGUUUCAAAAGAACGAUGCCACUCCUCAUGCCUACACCAAAUUCUCCCUCCGGAAGUCAUUGAUGCCAGAASAUGACAUCUGUUACAUCAUCCCCGGCAACCCCGAGUCUCUCAAAGAAUGCACUUUCAACAGCACCUCUAAAACAUUCCUUGUGAUCCAUGGCUGGACAGUGAGCGGCUUGUUUGAGAGCUGGGUGGCCAAACUGGUGUCAGCGCUGUAUGAGAGAGAGCAGGAUGCCAAUGUGAUCGUGGUGGACUGGCUGUACGCAGCCCAGAACCACUAUCCUGUAGCCGCCCAGAACACCAAGAUGGUGGGACAAGAGAUCGCUCACUUCAUUGACUGGCUGGAGGAGGCAACCGACAUCCCUCUUGAAAACCUCCACCUCAUUGGCUACAGUCUGGGUGCUCAUGUGGCAGGAUUCGCUGGGAGUCACGCCUCUAAUAAAGUGGGCAGAAUAACUGGUCUUGACCCAGCCGGUCCAGACUUUGAGGGAGAGCAUGCUCACCACCGCCUGUCCCCAGAUGAUGCUCACUUUGUGGACGUUCUUCACACCUUCACGCGGGGCUCUCUGGGCUUCAGCAUCGGCAUCCAGCAGCCUGUGGGUCAUGUGGACAUAUACCCCAAUGGAGGCAGUUUCCAGCCAGGCUGCAAUCUGCAAAGCACCCUGGAGACUAUUUCCAAAUAUGGUCUCUUUGCCAUCACUGACAUUCCCAGAUGUUCCCAUGAGCGUUCCAUUCACCUGUUCAUCGACUCCCUGGUCAACGAGCAGGAGGCCAGCAUGGCAUAUCGCUGCGGGAGCAACGAUAUGUUCGACCGCGGAAUGUGCCUCAGCUGCCGCAAGAACCACUGUAACACCGUGGGCUACAACAUCAGAAAGAUUCGCAUGACACGCAGCAUUAAGAUGUACACCAAGACCAAAGACUUCAUGCCGUUCAGAGUCUAUCAUUACCAGCUGAAGAUCCACUUCUCCAGCAAGGUGGACAGGUCUGAGAUGGAGCCUUCACUGACAGUCUCUCUGAUUGGAACCAAAGGAGAGGUUGAAGACCUCAAGCUGACAUUAAAGGAGAAGAUAACGACCAAUAAGACCCAUUCCUUCCUGUUGGUAGCGGAGAAAGACAUAGGUGACCUCCUGAUGGUAAAGUUCAAGUGGCAGGAGUCUACUAACUGGUCAGCCUCGUCCAUGCUCAAAAUGGUGUCAUCUUGGUGGUCAGAUGACUCUGUGGAUUCUGAAGUGGAGGUUCACAAAAUACGCAUCAGAGUCGGGGAGACGCAGAAAAAGAUGGUGUUCUGCAUUAAAGGUCCUCAUGCCCUCAGCUUACAACAGGAAGUGACGUUUGUAAAAUGCAAAAUGAAUGGGAAAAAACAAACAUAAAAAAGAGUUAACCUCAGGAACCGCUAAUAUUGAAUGUAUGGAGCAACGGACGAUUGCCCUCCUUCCACUGCCGAAGCACUUAGAAAAAUAAUUUAUACAGCUGUAAAUGAUUUUGUCAUUCAAACUAUAGAAAUACAUUUCCACCUUGUAUAUAGUGUACAGAAAUGUGUUAUUACAAAUGUGUGAAUAUUUGUAUUUAUUUAUUUUUUAAGUCUACUUGUGCCACAUCAACUACGAUGUGGUGCUAAAGGAUAGUGAAUGCCAUCGUCUUUGCUGAUUUUCUGGCAACCCCAAAGAGAUGGUUCUUAUACAAAGUCGUUGGUGCCUCUGACUGACCUCAACCCAUAGACAGAAUGAGAAGAGGCCUCGAGGUACCUGCAGUUAAAACCUCAUGUGUUGCCUAUGYUAUGCUUAAACUGACAGAGCAUUCACCAUUGUCGUCCUCAAUACUUUGUGAUUAUAGGAUCGGACUCAGUGUGCCUUAAAAUAACUUAUUGUCAAUUAACUUGUCUUAACCUACCGCAUGUAUUUGUUGAUACUGUAUGUUUUUUUUCAUAGUUAUUUGUAUCUUUUACAUGGUCUUUGAGACAGUAAUAUUGUGAGGUCCGAAAUGCAAAUUAUUCCCGAUAACUUUGUGAUUAUAGUCAAGCACUUGAGCAAUAAUGCAUUGACUGCUGUUUUUAUACAAGUAAAUUCAUUUGAGACCAGCAAUAGUCCGGCCUUUGCAGCCGAAUACACUACAUAUCAAUGGGAUAACCGUUAUUACAAUGUUAUACAAUAUUAUACCUUUUAAAACAAAAAUAAUAAUUACAACGAUUUAUACAGAACCCUUA